This is a messenger RNA of Symbiodinium natans, 1746 nucleotides long. The record is from the annotation of a GenBank genome assembly. Lineage: Eukaryota; Dinophyceae; Suessiales; Symbiodiniaceae.
AUGCCAGCGCCUGCACUUGGUUCUGGUACCACUGCAUUGCUAUUCUUUCUGCCUCUCAAAGCUGAGCACACAGGCAAAGUUGCUAAGCUGAGUGCGCCUAUGACGGACGUCGGCAGCUCGAAAUCGCAGGUGGCGGCGCGGGCUGCCAAGGCGAUGAACGCCGACCUGAAGGUGGAAGCUAUGGAAGUACGCGUGGGGCCAGACACAGAAGACACCUUUGACGACGAGUUCUGGGAUAGCCUGGACUGCGUGGUCAAUGCUCUCGACAACAUCCAGGCCCGCAUGUACGUGGACUCCCGCUGCGUGUGGUUUAGUAAGCCGCUCCUGGAGUCCGGGACGCUGGGUACAAAAGCCAAUGUGCAGGUGGUGCUGCCGAAGAUGACGCAGUCCUACGGAGACUCGCAGGAUCCUCCAGAGGAGUCGAUCCCGCUUUGUACCGUCAAGCACUUCCCGAAUGCCAUCGAGCACACCAUCGAGUGGGCACGGGAGGCAUUCGAGCAGCUCUUUGUGGAGACCCCCCGCGAGGGAAACAACUUCCUCGAAGACCCGGAGUCGUACUUGAAGAAGGUGCCCUCCAUGGGCUCCGGCACGUCACAAGUGCAGCGCCUGCGCUCCCUCCAGCAAAUGCUGCAGAAGCGCAAGCAGCCCUUCGACGCGUGUGCCGAGUAUGCAGUGAUGGAGUUCCAGGAGAAGUUUCACGACUCCAUCGUGCAGCUGCUCCACACCUUCCCGCUGGAUCACGUCACGUCCGAAGGCACCAAGUUCUGGAGUGGACCAAAGCGUCCGCCGGCGCCGAUCAAGUUCGAUGCCAACGACGCGCUGCACGUCGACUUCCUCCUUGCGGCUGCCAACCUUUAUGCCACCAGCCUAGGCGUUCCCGAGAAUCGCGACCGCGCACAGGUGGCAAAGAUGGCAGCGGCCGUGAAGGUGCCAGACUUCAAGCCGCGGGAAAUGAAGAUCAAGGUCGACGACAAGGACACAAGCGCAGAAGCUUGCAUGGACGACGAUGCUCUUGCCAAGAAGCUGAUGGCAGAGAUGUCCGAGCAGAUGAAGUCCUUCAAGUCGGCAGCGGACCUCCGACCAGCAGAGUUCGAGAAGGACGACGACUCGAACUUCCACAUUCAGUUCAUCGCGGCAGCUGCAAAUUUGCGGGCCCGGAACUACAAAAUCCAGGAGGUGGACUUUCUCAAGGUCAAGAUGACCGCGGGGAAGAUCAUCCCGGCCAUCGCCACCACCACUGCCAUGGUGACCGGCCUCGUGAGCGCCGAGCUCCUGAAGAUCGUCACCCUGCGAAACCGCAAGGUGGAGGACUUCAAGAAUGCCUUUGUGACGCUGGCGUUGCCUCUCUGGGUGCUGUCCGAGCCUCUCCCGCCACUGAAGACAGUGAGCAAGGAGCAUGACCCAAUAGUGAUGGGGCCGGUCAAAGCAAGACCAGAAGGCUUCACCACGUGGGACAAGGUAGACUGCAAGUUGGGGGACGUGACGCUGAAGCAGUUCCUCGACUGGCUGACCGCAGAGGUCAGCAUCGAGGUCAUGAUCAUGUCUUCGGGCAAUGCGUGCUUGUACAAUUCGUACAUUCCCGCGCAUAGGAAGCGCCUGCAGGAGAAGAUUACGACGCUUUGGGAGACGAUCACCAAACAGACGCUGUCGCCAAAGAAGACCUACCUGACCCUGGAGGUGUCGGCAUCGGAUUUGGACGAUGGCGUCGACGUCGUGAUCCCCACUGUCAAGUUCCAGUUCAGGUAA